AAGAGGAAGGUUAUAUACCACGCCAGAUGAAAAAGUAGAACAACUUAUAACAAAAUUAACAAAAUCAAAAUUUUUAUAUGCUUUAAAAUUACUUUUUGAAAACUUACAAAAUAAAUUUUCAUCUCAAAUUUUAGUUGAUUCGUUAAGAAGUUUAGCCAAUCCUACACUAUUUGACCAUCAUUCAAUGGAAAUUUUUACAAGAUUGGAAUUACACUUACGAACUUUGAUAGUUAUUGGUAAAGAAAUUCGCGAUAAAAUUUACAAUUCUUUAACAAAAUUUGCGGAAUUUCAUCGUAAAAACAUACAAGUUAUUGGAGAAGGACUUGUUAGCGGCCUUAAGUCAAAGUACAAUCCAUCAAAUCAACAAAAUGACAAAGAUAACAAGGGUAUUGAAAAGCAUAACUAUAAUAUUGACUUUUUGUUAAUUCUCUUGCGCGAUACACUACAUAGCCUGCGUGAUGAUGAAACUUGGUUUCAAGAAAUUUUAAGAAGAACUAAGGAAUUUUUGAAGGCUGUUUUAAAUAUUGCACCAGGAAUUACAAUUAUUGUAGCACCCGGAGUUGCUCUUCCAAAUGACAAUUGUUCAAUCUUAUCAAUGCUUACUCAAUUACGUCAAGGUUUAAGUUUUAAAUAUCCAGUCGCUGCUUAUUAUAUUUGGAGAAUUAUGUUGAUAAUUCGACAUAAUCUUUUAAACUGGUCUGUAAGUGAUGAAAAGAUAAUUUGCAGAAAGUUUGGAGAAAGAAUCUUAAUGGAGUAUUUUUGGAGUUUUAUAGAGAGAGAGUGGAAUAGUGUUGCUGAUAAAACUAUGUUAAAUUCACAAACUAAAUUUGAUGAAGUAUCAAAUAAACUCUUCAAGACUUUAAGAAACACUGGAGGUUUUUUAAAUGAUCUUGCCGGAAAUGAACCACUUGCGUUACCAAAUAUAUUAUGGUUUGGCAUACUGGAUCUUGCACAAAAUCUCAUUCAAAAAUCUACUCAACCGAUAUUGGAUAUUAUCACAGAUGAAAUGACUUGUCCUAUUAGUCUUGGGCUGGAAGAUCAAUUUUAUCUUUUAAAUGUCAACAUAAGAUAUCAUACAAUACAUGAUACUGAAAGUAAUCCAAACUUGGAUCAAACAAAUAAACAACAUGAGGAUGAUUCUGAGGACGAUUCUGAUAAUUCAGAAGUUGAUCAAAUAAUAAUUAAAAAAAUGAAUCUUAAAGCAAUUAAAUUGAAAUUAGAUAUAUUACAAUCAAAAAAAGUACGUCCGGCUUAUCAGAAUGUUAUAAAUAAAUUAGCAAAUAAAAAUUAUGAAAAAGCUAUAUCAAUAGGUCAAGUAUAUUUAAGAGAGUUUCCUAAUAGUUAUACAAUGAGAUGUAUUUUAGCUUAUACUUGCAGAUUCCUUAAUUACUAUGAUCGGGCACUCUCAUUUUUAGAUGAGGCCAUUAGUCUAAAACAAAACAAACCAAUUGCGUAUUUUAUUCGUGGAGAAAUUCUUUUCAGACAAGGUUUAUAUGAUGAUGCAAUAAAGCAGAAAGAGAUAAUUUUGAUUAUUUGUAUGAUGAGCAAGAAAUCAAAAAAAAACAAAAAAAAGUGUUAUGAUGCUUUAAAAAACUAUGAGGUUGCAUUACAAAAGGAUCCGAGAAAUUAUUUAUGUUUGAAGUAUUGUGCAUAUAUUUAUGAAACUCAAGAAAAAUAUUCAGAAGCGUUAGAAAUGUUGGAUAAAAUACUAAUUAAUCAAGAUGAUUCAUUAUUACGAUGUUAUUAUGGAGAAAUUCUUAAUUAUUUAGGAAGAUAUAAUGAUUCAAUAUCGCAUAUUACAAAAGCAUAUAAUAUUGAUCCUGAGAAUACCCAUAUCUUAAUUAAAAAAGCUUUCACUCAUUACGAACUUAAAGAAUAUGAAAACGCUCUAUCCGAUCUUAAUGAAUUGAUGCAAUUAAAUUCUUCAUAUAAAAAGAAUUUCAUCGGUUUCAAGAAAUGGAUUCAAAUAGUGUUAUCUUUUGAAGAUGAAUUAUUGAAUAAAGAUUGUUCUGUGGAGUUUAUUGUUAAAGAAUUUGGUAUACAUUCAUUAAAAUAUAACCAGUUGUCUGCACUUAUUGGAUUGGGCUGGAUUGAAUAUACACUUCCAUUGUUAGAUUAUAAGGGGUCACAACUUUCAAUUAAUUUAAAGAGACAAAUAGAUUAUGUUCGACUGAAAUUUGAUAAAAGUAAUGAAAUCGAUAUUCCUAAUAAUCCCUUACAAAUCUAUAAAUCUUACCCAAAUAUUCCAGUAAUAUUUAACGACAAAUAUUUUUCAAAGAAGGAAAUGGAAAAUUUGAUUGAAUUAAAAGACAUCAUUUAA
Molecule: messenger RNA, 2320 nt
Organism: Funneliformis caledonium
Lineage: Eukaryota; Fungi; Glomeromycota; Glomeromycetes; Glomerales; Glomeraceae
Source: the annotation of a GenBank genome assembly